Molecule: messenger RNA, 2373 nt
Organism: Cuscuta campestris
Lineage: Eukaryota; Viridiplantae; Streptophyta; Magnoliopsida; Solanales; Convolvulaceae
Source: the annotation of a GenBank genome assembly
UCUAAAAAACAGAUGUCUUACUCAUACGGGGACAACACUAAAAAGUGGUACUCUAAAACAUUACAAAACAGGUGUCGUCAACCAUUUUACACAAUUGUUUUUAAACAACAGUCUGUAAAUAUAUCAGACAGCUGCUCGGAAGACUACUGAAAUCAGCACCAGGAGACUACUAAAAGAAACAGUUGUCAGCAUCUGUUUUUGACGUAGUGCCAGGUGACCUACUUUCUUAAUCCAAGCUUAAUAUGCAAUAAUACCUUUAAGUUUUUAAACAAGAUUAUCAAUUAAACCCAAUCAUUGGUUGACCGGGAAAUGGCAUUCGGACGAUUACCUUCAUGCAACCAACCAUCAUCGCAUAACGAACUAAAAACCAACAAAUGUUUAGGGGUAAUUUACCUAAAUAGGACUAAAACAUAAUGACCAUAUGUUUUUAUUUCCCAAUGUAGGGCCAUUGGUCAUUAUCUAUUAGUCAUUUUUCAACUAAAUGUCCAGCAUCACUUGGACAUUAUUCUUCUCACUAGACAUUAUUAAGUCCUACUUAUGGAAUAAAAAAGUUUAAGUCCUACAUUGGGAAGUGACUUAUGUUUUAGUCCUAUUCAGUGCAAAUUUCACAAUGUUUAAAUGAGCAUCACAUCAUUGGAUGAAACUCCAUCGUGUCACAGUAGUUCCUUUUGUCGAGCAAACAACCCACCUUCGAACCUAGCGGCGUCCAUCCCGAAGCAACCUGGCAAAUGUGCAGCCCGCCCCUCCUGUCUAGGUGCUCUACUGAAGACGACAACAUCAAGAAAGAGAUUAUCGAAAGUGGGAAAGAAAGAAAAAUAGCAAGAACGGAAACAGAGAAGCAAGUCGGUUGGACAUCCACGAACAAGGUCAGCUGCAGCGUCCGUCCAAAACUAGCAACCAACACCCAACGGAAUCCCCAUAGUGGGUCAAGAGUGCACAAUGAUGCAGUGAGGAACACAAAGAAGCAAAACUUCGAUUUAUGCGCAAUAGAAUUCAAGGUUGAAGUCAGGACACGCAACCCCCCAAAUUUUGUCAAUUUUCCCCAAUUUGAUUUCAUAUUCACAACAAUAAAUCAAACAAUCCAAUACCCAUAAUCACCGACUCAAUAUCAAUUGAACAAGAAUAUAUUAACGUAUACUAAUCUAAGAAUUAAUUCUAACGAGAGAUAAAUCACUCACCUUGAACUGGGGAACAAUUCCGGCGAGGAAACUUCGGCGAAUUCCUCCGGCGAACUCUGGCAUCUCUCCUGUCGGUUUGAUCCGUCGCGUGUGAGAAAGAAGAAGAAAGAUGCUUGUGCAGCGUGUUUCCCCAAGUACAGUAGGUGCGUUUUUUUAUAUGCAUAGGCAAUUUCCUCGUACUCUGUAUUCAAUUGGGGGUUUAUGUGAAGGACAAUCCACCACGAGGCCUCCGCUGUUUUACAGAACAAACUACACCUAUUGGAAGGAGCGGAUGAGGAUUUACAUCCAAUCCACCAACUUUCUCCUUUGGAGAAUUAUCAAAAAUGGUGAAGACGUGCCAAUGAAGAAGGUCGGGGAAACCAACAUCCCUAAGACCAAGAAUGAAUAUAAUGCACAAGACAUCAAGAAAGUGGAAAACAAUGCCAAGGCCAUCAACAUCAUCUAUUGUGCCUUUAACCCGGAUGACUACCGGAAGAUUUCUUGUUGCACCACCGCGAAGGAAAUGUGGGACAAACUAGAAAUCACCUACGAAGGUACGGAUCAAGUCCGAGAAGCUAAAAUUGAUUUUCUAACCCAUGAAUAUGAAUUGUUUCGUAUGAAGGAAAACGAGAAAAUCGAUGAGAUGUUUAAACGAUUCUCCAAAAUCGUCAAUGAUCUUCAUGCUCUCAAGAAGACGUACACGGACAAGGAGCUUGUGAGAAAAAUCCUGCGAAGUCUCACACUGGAAUGGCACUCCAAAGCCGAUGCCAUCCAAGAGUCCAUCGGCAUCACCAACAUCACCAUUGACGGGCUUAGAGGUAACCUCAAAACAUAUGAGUCCACCAUCCUAUUCCCUUCUUUAGGUGAACAAAAGAAGAAGGGGAUUGCACUAAAGGCUACCUCAAGUCAAGAACCCGCCAUGGAGGAAUCAAGCGAUGAGGACAACGAGUUCGGGCUCGUCAUCAAAAAGUUCCACAAGUUCAUGCGAAAAGAGUAUGAACGAAAGGGCAAAAAGCAUGGAGGACCACCCAAGUGCUAUGGGUGUGGAGAAGUUGGGCACAUCAAGCCAAAAUGCCCAAAUGCCAAAAACGAGAAGGAGAAGAAACCGUUCAAGAAGCACCGAGCUUACAUUUCAUGGGGAGGAAUGGCACUUCAAGUCUUCGUGCUUGUCGUUGCAGCACUUUAAUCUUGACUUGAAUAAAUUGUGUUUGUCAAU